CAAUUAGAGGCAACUUGGAGGCAAGGUACUCAGAGAAGGCAAAACAAAUGAUGGAAAUGUGCUGUUUCUUAGAUCCCAGAUUUAAGGAAAGCUUCUGUGCCAACAUUGAUGAAACAAAGAAGGCCUGCAUUGGAGAAGCCAUGAAGCUUCUUCCUCCAACAGCUGCACCUCCAGGGACAGAAGAAACAUCUGUUCUGCUGCCUCCUACAACAUCUUCAGCACAAUCAGAAGGAGCUACAAACGGUGAGGGAAGAGGCAGCAAGAAAACCUUGUCUGGGAUCCUGAAGCACAUAAAGUCCAUUAGAGCUAGACAGGAUGACAACAUCGAUGAGAGGGGACCCAUGACACCUGAGCAGACUCUGAGGAAUGAAAUAACCCUGUACUUGUCCAUGCCAUCCAUCGACGAAGCUGCUGAUCCCUUGCAGUGGUGGAACUACAACCAACGGCAGCUUCCACUCCUAGCUAAUGUGGUGAAAAGGUUCUUCUGUAUCCCUGCAACAAGCGUGCCAUCUGAGAGGGCAUUCAGCACAAGUGGGCACAUUCUCUCUCCCCAAAGGUCCGGACUCACAGUUUCAAAUGUAAACAUGCUGUCCUUCCUGCACAACAACCUGUCCAAAGACUCCUCAGAGUAAUCAAUUAAUUGGACGUUUAACUUUAAUAAAUACAUGACUGGCCAGAUACUUUACAGUGUCAGUAGUUCAGAGGGAAAGAGAGCAGUGGGCUUUAAGCUGAGGGCAGACUAGAGUGAGUGUCACUUCAGUUACUGCUUUAAUUUUUCUCAGGUAAAAAAGCAGUAGAGAAACAGUAUC
Molecule: messenger RNA, 809 nt
Organism: Gadus chalcogrammus (walleye pollock)
Lineage: Eukaryota; Metazoa; Chordata; Actinopteri; Gadiformes; Gadidae
Product: zinc finger BED domain-containing protein 4-like
Exons: 2
Coding region: 48-632 (194 amino acids)
Molecular function (GO): protein dimerization activity
Source: RefSeq, a predicted model, not a curated record